CCCCAAGACGGCCAACAUUCGAAUCUCGAACUUCGAACGAAACGGUCGACUCUGUAACGACAACGAAUCAAGGUAUUCUUUUACCCGCGAAAGAACAUUUAUUGAACAUGUGUUUUGUACGGGAGCAUAAAUCACUCUCGCAGUGCCUUCAUUUGGAUGAACUGUUCGCAUGAGGAUAGCAGGAAGUAGUUCGCGCCCAAUUUGCGUCCCCGCCGUGAAAGGAAAGGAAUUGAUGCCCAAAAAGUGAAGUGAAAUACGGCAAUCGGCUGUGAAUAAUAAUUUAGUGACUAAUUUAAUAAUUGAAACAUCGACCUCGCCAGGAUCUCAUCGUUUGUAAUAUAUUUGAAAACGGGAAAAAAAAGCUAUGGCGUUCACCGUGGAUAAGAUUCGACUUUCAACUUGUUUUUGUUUGUGCUUCGCUUUGCUGAUUAUUUCGUCACAAUGUCGGCCAACUCGACCACAAGAGCAAGAAACCAGCUUCGGCAACAGCAGCAGCAACAGCACCAAUAACAUCAGUAAGAGCAACGGCAGUUCAUUGCUGCCUCCAAUCAAGAAGGACGUUUUUAUGUCACGAGGUUGGGGUGCUUCCGGAAUGCCGUUCACCAUGUACUAUCUCAAUCACUACACCAAAAUACAGAAGGCACAAAAUCAGCAGCAGCAAAUGCAACGAAGUCGUCAACAGGAGAUGGACGAAAUCAGAUUGCAGCCAAGGGAGGAAAAUAUUGGCCUCGAUCAGCCGAGAACAUUGCCGUAUGGCACCAGAUAUGGAGAACCACUGGCCAACGCACAACAGGGCGAAGUUGGUAGAAGCGUUUACAAGGAAGACGAAUACACCGAUAGCAGUGUCUAUCUCCCAGCAAAGCCCAGCCCUCCACGGCGACAGUACAACAUACCCCAGCUAUUUGUGUCCUAUGGUUGGGGACCAAUGGGUUAAAAACGACCCAUCAAAUUCCUAAACGAAAUGCUAGCAUUAGAUUUAUUUAUUUAUCGCUUCAUAAUAUAUAUUAUGCGUUUUACGUUCCGCAGUGUUCGCAUUUAUAAAUAAAUGUAAAAAUCCUUGUUGUAUGAAUAUAUGUUCGAAAGGCGUGACAAGAAAAACAAAAAUCAAUUUGGAAAUAA
This is a messenger RNA of Toxorhynchites rutilus septentrionalis, 1119 nucleotides long. RefSeq lists its product as uncharacterized. The record is from RefSeq and is a predicted model, not a curated record. NCBI's taxonomy places the organism in Eukaryota, Metazoa, Arthropoda, Insecta, Diptera, Culicidae. Bases 365 to 934 code for a protein of 189 amino acids. The transcript has 2 exons.